GAUGUUUGCAAGAAUAAGCACGAAGAGAUUGGCGAAAGCAAUUAGAUCUUCGAUAAGGCCAGGAAGACUUUAUCCCAUCGCUCACAGACCAUUUUCAAACCUUAUUGACACGAAUAACCUGCUUGAAGCUUUUGGAAAGGAAUUUGAAUUUGAAAGAGACAAUUAUGAAGCUGUGGCAGAGAAAGCAGACUUUUUGAGAACUAAGGGAUUUGAAUUCCAUGAGACCAAUGAUGGAACGAACAUGAUUCUCUCCAAACAAUUUGAAGAUAAAACUAUGGAAAUUUGAUUCAAAAGCAGACUACCUGGCUUUGAAAGCGAGGGCUAUGACCUUAGUGAUGAAGAAGAUGAUCUUAAUGAAGCAAGUUAUACUGACUUCACUGUAUACAUCUCAAAGGAUAACAAGGGUAUAAUCUAUGAGUGUACAUGCUUGAAUACAGAAGUAUCAAUCACCCAAGUGCUUUUCAGCAACGACAUUAAAAGUUUCAAAAACAUCCCAACCUACCAUAAGGAAGAAGAGGUUUAUCUCGGGCCUGACUUUGUGUCCUUGCCUGAGUCAAUCCAGAAACACAUGAGCAACUUCCUCAUCAACUCAGGCAUCGACCAGGAGACCGUUGCUUUUGUUGAGGUGAUGUCUCUAGACAAAGAGCAAAGAUUGUACAUGAAGUGGUUGACAGACUUGGAAAGAUUUGUGAAAUCUCCAAAAAUAAUCUAAUUUGUGGCUCAAUUAUACAUUAUA
Molecule: messenger RNA, 736 nt
Organism: Moneuplotes crassus
Lineage: Eukaryota; Ciliophora; Spirotrichea; Euplotida; Euplotidae
Source: the annotation of a GenBank genome assembly